CUUUUACAUCUUGAUGAGACCAGAAUAAGAAAUUGAUCAAUAUUGGGCCUUUUGACCUUCAUAUGUAUCUCUUAUUCAAAAACGAAAAGGGAGAGAGAACUUGGAAGAAUCUGUCUUUGAUAAUCAUGAUGCGAUUCACAACCAUAGUACUAGCUUUCCUUUUGAUUAUUCAAUCCCUAGAAGAGGAACAUGUCCUAGUCUAUGCUCAUGAAGGCGGAGAAGCUAGUCACAAGAGUGUUGACUAUCGUGGAGAUCAAGGUUCAUCGACACUGCACCCUCAAGUUUUAUACGACGUUGCACCGAGAGAACUAAGGUCGGGGAGAACAGCGAGAGCCGAGAAGAAGCAAGUGACGGCAAUGAACAAUGAUAACUGGAGUUUCAAGAUGUCAGCUUCAUCAGAGCAUUUGACGGGUGGGCGUAAAUUAGGGUUUCACAAAAGAAGAGAGCAAAAGCAGACCAAUGUAUUGGUAGAUAUUGACAUCACCAAGCAUACAUCUUGUCAAAAGAUGAUGACCAUAGUCAACUAUCUCACCAUCGAUAAUAGCCUUCCAAGACUUGAACCAUCUACUUCAGCCAAGAAUAUGAAGAAACUGGCUCGAUUGUUACGCAAUGAUUAUCCGAUCCAUAGUAAGCCUCGACGCAAGCCUCCAAUCAAUAAUCAAACUCCUGGCUUGAUCUAAAAAAUUGUGGAUCCGUUAAACAAAGAAGUUGAGUUACGGAUAAAGUAUGAUGAUAAACUUUGGUGGAUAGGUAAACGAUUUUGUUGGUCGUCCCAGUUUUGUUUCUAUGUAUAGGGACAAUAUAUAUAUAUAUAUAUAUAUAUCUUUGUGUUGUGAUCGAAGUAAUAGUUAUCUCUUUGCUUUCUUGGGGUUCGUUGUAAUUACCUUUAGCUAUAUUUUGACCUUGCUUUCAAUUUAGUUUUUUGU
This is a messenger RNA of Camelina sativa (false flax), 926 nucleotides long. RefSeq names its product protein GOLVEN 3-like. The record is from RefSeq and is a predicted model, not a curated record. Lineage: Eukaryota; Viridiplantae; Streptophyta; Magnoliopsida; Brassicales; Brassicaceae.